CAAAGUGAAGCUGAUAGUAUUCCUACAUUUCAACUUGUUCUUGUUCUGAAGAUAGACCGUGCCCAGUCAUGCUGUCUUUUUAGGACUCUUAAGCUUUUUUCACUGAUGGAGAUGAAACCUCCUAUUUCCCGAGCAAAAAUGAUUCUCAUCACAAAAGCUGCCAUUAAAGCUAUUAAGCUCUACAAGCAUGUUGUCCAGAUUGUGGAGAAGUUCAUCAAAAAGUGCAAACCGGAAUAUAAAGUCCCUGGAUUGUACGUUAUUGACUCUAUUGUUCGUCAGUCUCGUCACCAGUUUGGAACAGACAAAGAUGUUUUUGGGCCAAGAUUCUCUAAAAAUAUUACUGCCACAUUCCAGUAUUUGUAUCUCUGUCCAUCUGAAGACAAGAGUAAAAUAGUCCGUGUCCUCAACCUUUGGCAGAAAAAUGGAGUAUUUAAAAUUGAAAUAAUUCAACCUCUUCUGGAUAUGGCAGCAGGAACUAGUGCCACUGCACCAAUGACAGAAAAUGCUACUAAUAAUGAAGGUUCGCCGCCCCCUCCAGCAAAGGUUCCUUCGGACCCCCCUCAAGUUACUGCUAACUCAGUACCUACUGUGCCACAGUUGCCCAGUUCUGAUGCCUUUGCAGCUGUAGCUCAGUUGUUUCAAACAACGCAAGGACAACAGCUUCAGCAAAUUCUUCAGACUUUUCAGCAGCCUCAAAAACCCCAGUCACCCGUCAUAGAUAACACUGUGAUGGCUCAGGUUCAAGCUAUUACUGCGCAGCUGAAAACUACAGCAGCACAACCACCAGAACAGAAAGCUGCUUUCCCACCACCUGAGCAAAAAACAUCAUUUGACAAAAAGCUGCUAGAUCGUUUUGACUAUGAUGAUGAACCAGAAGCAGUGGAAGAUUCGAAGAAAGAAGAUUCAGCUCCUUCUCCUUCAGUUUCUCAGCCAGCUUUGACCUCUCUCUCAUUCAGUGCACAGGCUGGAUGGUGCUCAAUAUCUGGUGGAUUUCCAGGAGAAGGUAUGCAACAGCCAGUAUUUCCUCAACUCCCAAAUAUGGAUCCUUUUCAGCAGCGAAUGAUGGGAAUACAACAGGAUCCAAUGCGUCACCAGGUUCCGCUUCCUCCUAAUGGGCAAAUGCCAGGUUUUGGUCUUCUGCCUACCCCGCAGUUUCCACCUAUGGCCCAGCCUGUGAUUCCACCAACAGCACCUGUGCAGCAAACUUUUCAGUCUCCUUUUCCAGUACAGAGUGAAUCACACAUGCAAAAACCACAUCAGCAGGAUAUGGAAGUGGAACAGCCACCCAUUCAGGAGGGAAAACGGCAUGUUUCUGACAACAGAAAGUCAAGAUCUAGAUCUGCAUCAAGGUCACCUAAAAGGAGACGUUCAAGAUCUGGCUCCCGAUCUCGAAGGUCCCGUCAUCGUCGAUCUCGAUCUCGGUCCAGAGAUAGACGCCGACACUCUCCUAAGUCUCGGUCACAAGAAAGACGUGAACGUGAGAGGGAGAGAGAACGCAGGUCAAAAGGCCUUCCUCAGAUCAAGUCAGAAACUGUUAGUGUUUGUAGUACUACGCUUUGGGUAGGACAACUUGACAAAAGGACAACUCAGCAAGAUGUUGGAAGUCUUUUGGAGGAGUUUGGCCCAAUUGAAUCAAUAAAUAUGAUACCGCCUAGAGGAUGUGCCUAUAUUGUAAUGGUUCACAGACAAGAUGCUUACCGUGCCCUACAAAAACUGAGCCGAGGAAACUUCAAAGUCAAUCAGAAAUCUAUAAAGAUUGCAUGGGCUUUGAAUAAAGGAAUAAAGCCAGAUUACAAGCAGUAUUGGGAUGUAGAAUUAGGUGUUACUUACAUACCAUGGGACAAAGUGAAACCUGAAGAUCUUGAAAGUUUCUGUGAAGGAGGAAUGUUGGACAAUGAAACUCUUAGUCCAGAGUGGAAGGGGAUUCCCAAGAAGUCUGAAAAUGAAGUAGCUCAAAAUGGAGGUGCAGAAGCUGCACAUAAUGAACCAGUGUCACCUAUACCUAAAGCUUUACCUGUUCCAAUUCCCGUUCCCCUGCCUGCACCAAUAACGGUACCUCCUCCACAGGUUCCACCACAUCCAUCAGGUCCUCCUGUGGUUGGUGCACUCCAACCACCUGCUUUCACAGCACCUUUAGGAAUCCCACCUCCUGGAUUUGCUCCCGGAGUGCCACCACCGCCACCACCUCCAUUUUUACGACCUGGUUUCAACCCAAUGCAUUUACCCCCAGGCUUUCUUCCUCCUGGACCACCACCACCUAUAACUCCUCCAGUAUCUGUUCCUCACACUCCGGCAGUAAACAUCCCAAAUUCCACAGCAACUGGUGUAAAUGAAGACACUACAAAAGAUUCAUCUGUAGGAAAUCCCAUCCCAACAGUGGUUUCUGGAUCCAGAGGGAAUGCUGAAACUACCGAUAGUUCCAAAAUAUAUGGGACUGUUCCACCUCCUGUAGCACCUACUAAUGUACCUGCUCCUGUCACCCAAACUAUUCCACUUCUUGGCACCCAAGGAGUUGCGCCGCCCCCGCCAGCCCCCGUUGUUGGGUUGCAGACUCCAUCCACCGGCCUCCUAGGCGCCCGGCCUGGUUUGAUACCGCUCCAGCGACCGCCGGGAAUGCCACCGCCUCCGCUGCAGCGGUUUCCCUUGAUGCCACCGCGACACAUGCCUCCCCACAUGAUGCACAGAGGGCCCCCGCCGGGGCCAGGGGGCUUUGGGAUGCCUCCCCCCCACGGAAUGAAAACCCCCUUCCCGCCGCCGGGUCACUUUGUGAGGCCCGGGGGGAUGCCGGGAAGCGGGGGGCCAGGCGGACCCGAGGAUAACAGAGAUGGGAGGCAGUUCAGGAAUGACAGGCAGACGUUCACGCCUAACAGAGACCAGGAAAGGUUUGGAAGGAGAUCUUUUGGAAACCGGGUAGAAAACGAUCGCGAGCGCUAUGGUAACCGCAACGACGACAGAGAUCACGAGCGCGCUGGUAAUCGUGAGAGGCGAGACUGGGGACGAAGAAGCCCCGAGCGUGACAGGCACAGAGACUUGGAGGACAGGAACAGGCGGUCCAGUGGCCAUCGAGACCGAGAGAGAGAUUCGAGGGACAGGGAGUCUCGCAGAGACAAGGAAGAAACUCGAGGCAAGGAAAAGCCGGAGAUGACAGACAGGGCAGAUGGCGACAAAAACCACGAGUCUCAUAGCGGCAAAAUGGAAGACGCAGACAUUGUUUCAGAACUUGCUGCGGGAGAGUCUGAACCUGCGGGUGUAAAACCCGUCGAAGAGUUAACACCCGAGGCUACCUCAUCUGCGGAACAGGCGGAAAAGGAUCUGGGCUCAGUGGCGGAGGCUCCUCGCUAGGGAGAGGACAGUGACAGUUGUUGGAGUGUAGAGCUUUAGAGUUGUACAGUCUGCUGUAUCAUACCGGCUUCUGCUUAUAUCACAGCCCCUCGGUAGUUGGUGGGGGAUCGUAAGCAAUUUGAUUGCUUCCCUUCUAUUUAAAAUAGCCACGCCGUAACAUGAAAUACUGAAGAUAUGAUUAAAAUAUUACCCAUUUUUGCUGUAACUUUUUUAAAGUUUUGACUUUAAAAAGUUUACAAAUCAGAAGUAGAAGUGCUUUCUAUUUUUUUUUUUUUAAUUUAAGAAAAGGUAACGGUGAAAGCUCCUCAAAACAAUAGGGAUGUGUUUUUAAUAAACUCUAUUUUCGUAACAAACUUUAACGUGUGCUAUUCUUCCUACACUGCACUGAAGCGGAGAAGGAGUGUUCAACAUCUUAAAGUUUGAACUGUUAAUGCUGUACUGGAGUCUAAAUUAGACUGCUCUGUUUAUAUUUGUUAAAUACAUUUGUUUGUGUGGCCAUUCACAGAAGCAAACUUCUAUUUGUAACAGUCAUCUUGGUUUUUAGGUUGCUGCAUUUUAAUGAUUACUUGACCAUACUAGGUGAAAGUUAGUGGGUUUAAAUUGUUCAUUAAUUGAAGAGUUAACUGUUUAGUGUUUGCAAUGCAAUCAGUUUUAUUUUUUUUUCCCCCCCCUCCCGACUGGUUCUGUGGUAAAUGUCGCCCUAAUGAGCCUUUUUUUUUAAAAAGCGGACGCCUCCAGACGUACUUCAGCCUGCUCUGCUUGUCGUGUGUCAAAGAUGAUUGCUGUGGGCGGUGGGCGAGGGCGCGCGCCAGGUCGGCACCUUUUGUACUUAAUUCAUUGAUGCUUUUUUGGAAAGAGAAAUCAAAAGACACCAAAAGAUGAUAGAGAAUGCUAACCUAUUUUUGUUAA
Messenger RNA from Egretta garzetta (little egret), 4251 nucleotides. It is a transcript of the gene SCAF4, whose product is annotated as SR-related CTD associated factor 4. The record is from RefSeq and is a predicted model, not a curated record. The annotation marks the transcript as partial. Gene Ontology annotation, molecular function: RNA binding; RNA polymerase II C-terminal domain phosphoserine binding. The transcript is spliced from 21 exons. Lineage: Eukaryota; Metazoa; Chordata; Aves; Pelecaniformes; Ardeidae. Gene Ontology annotation, cellular component: nucleus. Gene Ontology annotation, biological process: negative regulation of termination of RNA polymerase II transcription, poly(A)-coupled.